UUGAUACAGUUAUUCCUUCAUUCUUUCGCCGCGUGGUCUGUACGGAAUCUAAAAUGAUUCUUUACCGAAUUACUCAACUGAGUCACAGAAUUGUAAGCUAAUUGAAAAUACGCGACGACCCGUUCGGGACGCAGGCAGCGAAUCUUGAAUCUCCGCCACACGUCUAUAUAUACAUGAGAAACAUGACUGACCUGUUGUUCUCCUAUCAUUUUUUUUAUCUGGGUAAUGUUAGAGAAACAUAAUGGAAUUGAGCUUGGAUUUGAGUUCGGUUUUUGUUCCAAAAACCAUAACCGAGUUUCUCAAAGAAGCUUCGAAAAUCAAAGAUGGGUUCCAAAAAUCAUCAAAGAUUAGUGAUUAUGUUAAAAGAUUGGAAGAUGAGAUGAAGAAAAUUGAUGGUUUUAAACGUGAACUUCCUCUUUGCAUGCUUCUCUUGAAAGAUGGGAUUGAGAGAUUGAAGGUGGAAGAAGUGCAGUGUAAAGAAACGGACGACGGAUUGCCAUUGAAGGAAAAUGAUGACAGUGACAAGACAAACUGGUUGAGUUCAGUACAACUGUGGAACUCUGAUUUCAACAUCGUUGAUCAUAACAAGAAACCGAACACAGUUUCAGAGCUGAAACCGAGAAGUGGCAGAGAAGAAGAAGAAGAUAUGUCUGAAAACCCAAUUAAAGUUUGUAACAGUAAAAGCAGGGGAGGGGCUUUUGUUCCAUUUAAGGACAUUUCAGGAAUUCCUCUUAUGAACCCAAGUUUUGAAUUGGUAUCUUGUAAUGGAAUCUUGAGAAACAAUGGCGGCUGCACAAUUGGUUCCGGUUCUUCCUUAACCGCAGAAAAAACGCAUAUUAAGUUUCAGACAGAAUCACAAGAUCAACAAAAACAGCAGCAGAGUUCGAGGAAACAAAGGCGAUGCUGGUCACCUGAGCUUCAUAGACUAUUUGUUGAUGCCCUUCAGCAGCUUGGAGGUUCUCAAGUGGCAACUCCUAAACAGAUUAAAGAAGUGAUGCAAGUUGAUGAUCUCACCAAUGAUGAAGUGAAAAGCCAUUUGCAGAAAUAUAGACUCCAUAUCCGAAAACUUCCGCCUUCUUCAGCUCGAAACCAGUGCAAUGAGAACAUGAAAUCACAGUCUGGUUCUCCACAAUGUCCCCUCACCGUGAGUGCUUUGGCUAAAGGAAUGUCGAGUACCGGCGGUGACAGUAUGGACGGCGAAGACGACGAAAAAUCGGAUGGCCUUAGUUGGAGAAGUGGAGUUCACAAGCCAGGAGAGAUUGAAUGUAUAGUAAGAUAGCUUAUUCCCAUAAAUUUUUACAAAAAAAGAAAAACAUGGGGAAAAUUGAAGAUAAUUAUAGUGAGUUAGUGAGAAUAAUUUAGUCAACAAGUAGAGCAAUUCGAAAUCGAUAUCCUGUUUUAGGCACUAUCAGAGGGCGAUUAUUCGAAGAGAUUUUUGCAGAUAUCAUGGACUGGUUUAGUUUAUGCUCUAAUAUGGAAUCAGUUUGUGCUAUUCUAUUGAUGGAUUAUAGGCAGAGAAUGACAAGUUCCUUUAUAGUUUUUUUUUAUUGGUUCUGAGGACGGCUAGUUUUAGCGUCCAUGUACUUCAUAUAGAUUGAUAAUAUUUGAUUUGUGCAGUACCAUCCGAACCCCAGUAACAUAGAUAUUUUAGCAAUGAGAUAUCAGAUGGUGAAAAAAGAGUGGCAUGCACUACUCUUUUUCUCACUCUCAACCAAAAAGCAAAAAUCAGUGCUUUGUAAUUUCAAUUGCCUUCACAAAACAUCAAAUCUUUGAAAUCCUUCAUUGCAAUACCAAUUCCAAUCUUAUCAUCUUUUCCUAGUUCACUUUUACGAUUAGCCAAUUCAGUCCUUUCAACCCGAAACUUGAUCUUUAUUUCAGACUUCCUUUUAAGGUACAUUUAAUCUUGAGUGCACCUUUUAAUAUUAAUCUAAUUUAAGAGUUGGAGUUGGAAUCUGGAAAAUAUAAUUAUUCUUUUCUCACAUUGCAGCCUCUUAAAUCAGUCCUUUCGACAUCAAUAAAUUGGGACCAAUCAACUGGCUUCAGCUUUGCAUCUGCAUAUGUUCUUUACAUCUGAACUCCCUCGUUUUUUGUUUUUGUUCUUAGACGAUAGAAUCAGUGAAGAUAAUAAAUAUCACGUUUAAUGAUUUA
Molecule: messenger RNA, 2148 nt
Organism: Gossypium raimondii (Peruvian cotton)
Lineage: Eukaryota; Viridiplantae; Streptophyta; Magnoliopsida; Malvales; Malvaceae
Product: transcription factor HHO5
Exons: 5
Coding region: 242-1279 (345 amino acids)
Biological process (GO): regulation of DNA-templated transcription
Molecular function (GO): DNA-binding transcription factor activity; DNA binding
Source: RefSeq, a predicted model, not a curated record